GUUUGCCCUCCACUCACCGCCAGAUCGUUGUUUUUACAACCUGAGAAACAUCCCACUCGCCAUCUGCCCACUUGUCUGUCUACUCUUUCAACUCAAUGAUGAGUGAUUUGCAGUUGAUGGAAUUGGAGGAUGAGCUCAAGAGUGUAGAUACAUUUCUUGAACAUCUCAAGACAGAAGAGGUGAUAAUAUUCCGGUGCUAACAUGCAAACAUUGCAACCAGAAAUGGGCUCUAGAAGUCAGUGACUUUGUAAAGAGUGGUUACUGGCCUGCUACCAUGCAGGCACAGACACUGUUCCACCAAGAUCUCUUCCAUUCCUUUGAGGCUAUGAAGACAGCAGCUCCAGGAAUGUCCAGACAAGCCUUUACAGCAAUGUUGGACCAGAGAACAAAGCAAUAUGGAAGAACUGGCAAAGUGAAUGCAGAUCCAUUUCAGAGAAGUUUCCUGCAAUUUGUGUACUGCAACUAUGAAGAGAACCAACUUCCUGGAAAGGAGCCAUUGGUCUGUCCAGCCUGUUGCCCUGAAAUGGUGGCUGUUCUGUGGAUGGCAACAGAAAGUUGUACAGGUUCCAGAAAACAAACCAGAGUGAAGAGCCAGGGUUCUUCGAUGGAGUGUUUUUAGCCCGAGACUCUGAGGUGUCCAGUUUUGUUGAGGAGGUCCGGGGAACUGUCAAGAGUACCGCAGGAAAAGCGAUGUGUGGUGACACCCAAUGGAAUGCAGCAAGAGAGACUUCAAAGCGGGCCAACAAGUUGGAUGAAGAAGGUGUGGAAAUUGCUGUGUGUAGACAUGGAUUUCUUCUCAAAGGUCUGAAUAUGUAUAGAGGAGAAAUCUUUGCAUAUCCAAUGUUUCUCCAAAAAGAGUUCCAGAGUGCUACAUUUUUGGCCAUGGAUGUGACCUGCCGAUAUGUGCCAUACUUGACAAAAGUGUCAGAGGCCCUGACGCAUCUUCAACCCCUUCAGGAAAUGAGGCAUUGCUUGUCUGUGAUGCAUGCCAAAGCCCACGAUACAAAAUGCGAGAUUCUGUGGACUGCAAGGAACCAGGAGGGCGCCGGCACCACUCUCGGUGAAGAAGUAGAGCAAGUGAAUAGUUUUCUCUCCAGAUGUGCCCUUACCACCAAGUAUAUGGCCAAGUCAGUAAGAACUGACAUGCUGACUGUCCAUGCUAUGGGGUGGAAUGAACGGAAAGAGAAUGGCCUCCAUAUAGCCUUGUCUUCUAGAUUCAAGAAGACAGUAGAGAAGACUGUGGAUGUAGCUGAGAGCCUGAAGACAAUAAAGGAGCAGUUGCAUUGCUGUGAUGACAUGCUGAAACAAUGGGUUGUUGAAGUCAAGCAGUGGGCCAGUAGCAGAAGCACAGCACCUGGUCCUGUUGAUGCUCAAAGUUUGCAGAUCACAAUCGAAGCACUCUUUUUGAGCAUUUGUCAGAAAAAGCACUACCUUUACAGACAGAAUGAUCGCAACAAAAGGCGACAGAAAAUAACUCAAAAGAUAGCCCAGGAAAAGAAACGGUUGCUGGAAGACAUCCAGAGAUACAACCAACAGCCUGAUGGUGACCCUGUGGACACAGAGUUAGUUGUGCAGAAACUCUCUAACAAAGCUGCAGAGAGCAUGAUCUGGCCUUGGCAGGAACAGAACACAGACGGUGUGGACAUCCUCACAAAGAAGAAGCUCUUUGACCACGUAAUGCUUGCCUCACGACUAAAAGAGGAAAAGCAGAUCCUUGUGAAGGAGAUGCAGCAGCACUGCCAGUACCUCAAGGACUCAGUGGCAAAGGUCCAGACACUGAUGGGCACUGUUUUAGUGAGCACACAGACAGGAAGCUUGCCAAAUGGAUUAACCGAGGAGGGGUCCAAGGGCCUCAUCAGUGCACUAAAAAGAAGACUGCAAGACCUGAGACUCCAACAGCAGACCAUAGCAGGCACCUACAGAUGCACUCUCAAACCAAGUAACAGGCUGGUGGAAGAGGAGGACAGGGAAAUGGAAGAAGACAUGGACUGGCAACGUGGCAACAGCUCGGAUGAUGAUGAUAGUGAUGAGGAGGAGGAUGCAGAGAAUUGAAUUCAAGUCACUUGGAUCUGAAUCACUCAGUCACAGCUGUAAUCGCCUGAGACCUAACUUGAUAUACUGUAAUGUAUACUGUGUGUUUUCUCCCUUUGAUCUCUACCUGUAAUGGUCCAGGCGAGUCAAUUGCAACGAAGGCUGCCUCCAGAGCAUGACUGCAGCAGAGCACAGAGCAUUAUUUGUAAAUGAGUGAUAGAACAUAACACUUAACUUAUAACAUGGGUGAGUUGGUGACCAAGCUAACGUUUUCGGGUUUUUGUUUUAGAUUCACUGUUAGGUAAGGGAGCGCGCUGGCUCCGCCUUCCCAUUGCGGGGAGGGCCAGCGGCUCGCAGGUUUUGGUUUUCAAUUCAAUUUCCUUUCCUAUCUGAAGCUAGGAUCAUCCUGGGAUUUUGUAUUUAGACCAAUAUUGACACUCUUCACAUCAUACUGGAACCAUGUUCGAAGAUUAUGAUGUCAAAUAAUGUUAAGUAAAGUUUACAUAUAAAGAUAUUUAAAUGUUGA
Hypomesus transpacificus is the source of this 2557-nucleotide messenger RNA. RefSeq lists its product as uncharacterized. Bases 691 to 2052 code for a protein of 453 amino acids. The transcript has 14 exons. Lineage: Eukaryota; Metazoa; Chordata; Actinopteri; Osmeriformes; Osmeridae. The record is from RefSeq and is a predicted model, not a curated record.